AUGGCCCCUGGAGACCUGGCGGUGGGAGCCAUCUUCUCCAUACAGAUGUUUGCCGGAAUUCUGGGCAAUUUCUACCUGCUGUACCACUAUCUCUCCUUUUCCUUGACGGAAACCAGGUUGAGAGCCACAGAUCUGAUCCUCAAGCACAUGACAAGUGCCAACCUCUUAGUCCUUCUCUCUAAAGGGAUCCCCCAAACCAUGGCUGCUUUGGGGUUAACAGAUUUCCUCAGUGCUUUUGGCUGCAAACUUGUUUUCUGUGCUCACAGGGUGGGCCGGGGAGUGUCCAUGGGCACCACCUGCCUCCUGAGCGUCUUCCAGGCCAUCACCGUCAGCCCCCGGGGCUCCAGGUGGGCGAGGCUGAAGGACAAAGCUCCCAGGUACCUGGGCACCACCAGCAUCCUCUGCUGGGUCCUAAAUAUGACACUCAAUCUCAUAGUCCCUGUGUACGUGACUGAUAGAUGGGGUGUCACAAACGUCACAAAGAGAAGAGAUUAUGGCUACUGUUAUGCGGCCAUUCAUGACAAAAUCAUAGAGUCGCUGUAUUUAAUUCUGGCAUCGGCCCAUGACAUCCUGUGUGUGGGGCUCAUGGCCUGGGCCAGCGGCUCCCUGGUCUGCACCCUGUACCGGCACAGGCAGCGUGUCCGGCACCUGCACAGCUCCAGGGCCGCCCCCAGGCGCCCCCCUGAGACCAGGGCCACCCGGAGCAUCCUGAUCCUGGUGAGCACGUUCACAUCGCUGUGCGCUGUCUCUUCUGCCUUUCAGAUCUGUCUGACUGUUUUAAAUAAUCCCAGCACGUGGCUGGUGGUCGCCUCUGCACUGAUGGCAGCCUGCUUCCCUACCGUCAGCCCCUACAUCCUCAUGGGCCAUGACUCCAGGGUUCCGGUGUUCUGCUUUCCAAAAAUAUCAACAUGA
Molecule: messenger RNA, 912 nt
Organism: Condylura cristata (star-nosed mole)
Lineage: Eukaryota; Metazoa; Chordata; Mammalia; Eulipotyphla; Talpidae
Product: vomeronasal type-1 receptor 4-like
Exons: 1
Coding region: 1-912 (303 amino acids)
Biological process (GO): G protein-coupled receptor signaling pathway
Cellular component (GO): membrane
Molecular function (GO): pheromone receptor activity
Source: RefSeq, a predicted model, not a curated record